AUGUUUCCCUCAUUGGGCCUUGGUAUAUAUUGCCGAGUGCUGCAAAUUGGUCAAAUCCAUAGGGUCACUUUGAUAAGAGGCCGGCGGCGGACUUUGACUCCGGCCCCGUGGAUUUGUCCAAAGGAGAAGAAUGAAGUCAAAUAUUUGAAGCCAGACGAACGGUAUGUCGUAUGUUUCCUCCUUGGAAUUUUUAGGGCUUAUUUGGAGCAAGUUGCCCAACAAGAAAAUUUGAUUGCGGAACCGGAAGUUCUAUAUCCAAAAAAGACGGCAUCUGAUCUUGCUCGAACCCCAGAAGUUGAAGCCACAUGGACUCAAGAUUCAAAACGAGUUGGUUUGUUGGCCACAAAGAUUGGAAUGGCACCGCAAUGGUAGGUUUUUACAUUACGGUUUAUCCCUUUAGGCUUAACGAUGGUACUCGGGUGCUCUGCACACUCCUUCAUGUUCAACAAAACCAUGUCGUAAGUGCCGUUGACCCAGAUACUUGGUUCAAACAAACUUCAGUGGGUAAAAGGAAAGCGUUUGGACGAUUCGGACCAAUGUGGAAGGUAUUUGCCUAUUUUGUACGUAUAAUUCUUAAUUUUAGGUAACAGUGGGGGCCAUUGACGCCAAUCCGGCAUUUUUGUCACAUCCUUACCGUCGAAUGUUUGAUAAAGUCGGAAUCCCUUGUAAGGACAAAUUGGCAUCGUUCUUAGUAACCGAGAAUGCUGUUGUUUCGCCCGGAACCAGACUGGAGGUCAGGCAUUUCACAGUUGGCCAAUUUGUGAAUGUGUCUGGGAAAACGAUAGAUUGGGGAUUUCAAGGAGUAAUGCAUCGGUGGGGAAUGCGAGGACAACCGAGUUAUCACACUACCAAAUCACACAGAAGAGUCGGAAGUAUUGGAUCGACUGGAGAUGCAAGAGUUUGGCCGGGAAAAAGGUUACCUGGACAUAUGGGAUACGAAUGGAGAUUAGCGAGUGGAUUGGAGGUUAUGAGGAUCAAUCCUGUUACUCAAGUAAUCUAUGUAAAAGGAUGUGUGCCUGGGGAUCAUGGAGAACUUUUAUUGAUAAAUGACUGUUGGAACGAGAAGAAGGAAGUGAAGGAACCCCCCUUCCCUACAUUUGUUCCCGAAGAAGGAGAUGAUUUGGCUUUGUAUAAUUGUGCUGUCGACGCGCCCAUUUCUGAUAUCACUGCUUAUGAUAUCUACCAUCCAAAAUUGUUCAGAUUCACCAGUCCUUCCAUUGUUUACACUGAGGAAGACGAAACCAAGAGUGCCGCCAGGGAAAAAGGUCGUGCUAAGAUUGCCAAGGUUAAGAAGUAAGAAUAGAAUUGUUGUUGUUUUUUUCCAAUAAAUUAGGAAUUGUUUAUGUCUCUUGUUCGCAGACGGUUGGAUGCCUGACAUUACAUCACUUAUAUUCGUUAUGAACUGGUUAAUUAUUAUAGAUUGUUUAGAUGGCAAGGAAACCUGUUUCAGCGGCAAGAUUGCCAACAACAGUCUUGCUACCUGUUUUUAAAUACCUAUGUCUUAAGGAUCUCAAUUCGUGUGCUAGGGUAUGUAGACAAUGGAAUACAAUUAUAGAAACCGCGGUAAGGUGUCUUUCUUUCUGCGAAGAAACAAAUUUUAGGACCGCGAGUUGUGGCAUACUUUUGCUCUUGCCGAGAUUCCAGAAGCUGGAUUAAACGAUUCUGAUUUGUUUCCUAGGGGAACCUCUUUUAAACAUAGACUUCGUGCAUUCAGAUAUGCUUGGAAUCCUCAAGAUUCAUCCAGGUAGUUUGAAAUAGUCAUAUAACAGUAAUCUGUUUAGAAACAACUUCUUGAGGACUAAUGGGUUUACUGUUCAUAGACAGCCCAUUGCCCAGAGUACGGACGCGAUCAGGGGGAAGAUUGGAGUUUCUACAGGAGUUCAUGCCUAUAAUAUAACAUGGAAAGGCCCUCUUGGUACUGUGGCUGUCGUCGGAGUCGCCACAAAGUGAGCUCUGGUUCCUUUUCUUUUUACUUGUUUUACAAAAUAAAUGCGAAAAACGGAUUUUUACAGGCACGCAGCACUACACUGUCCUGGCUAUGUUGCUUUACUGGGAAGCGAUGACCAAAGCUGGGGGUGGAAUCUGGUGGAUAAUACUUUGCUUUACAAUGGGAACUGUGUUGGUUCGUAUCCCCGUCUGAACAACCCGCCAAAGUAUCAGGUUGGAGAGAAGAUAACGAUGAUCCUCGAUCGAGACACGGAGACCUUGUUCUUUGAGAAGAACGGCGAGUUCUUUGGCAUCGCUUUCGAAAACAUUCCUCCAGUUAAACUCUUUCCAGCCAUUUGCGCUGUUUACGGGAACACAGAGGUCUCAAUGGCAUAUGCGGGUACACCGCUUGCUGGUUAG
Messenger RNA from Bursaphelenchus xylophilus (pine wood nematode), 2346 nucleotides. The record is from the annotation of a GenBank genome assembly. Lineage: Eukaryota; Metazoa; Nematoda; Chromadorea; Rhabditida; Aphelenchoididae.